This is a messenger RNA of Blepharisma stoltei, 2359 nucleotides long. The record is from the annotation of a GenBank genome assembly. NCBI's taxonomy places the organism in Eukaryota, Ciliophora, Heterotrichea, Heterotrichida, Blepharismidae.
AUGGGCACACUAGCAUCACACUCUCUUUUUGACGAAGAUUUUGAUGAACUAGGAACUGACUCCCCCCCUCCGUGAGCGAAAAAAAAAAACUUAUAAAUUUUUUUUUUUAAAAAAAUUUAGAUAUAUGUUCUAUAGAAAAUUUUUUUUUCUUCAAAAUUUAAAAAAAUUCUAAUUUGUAAAAUUUGGAAAGCAAAUAUUAUUUUAAUUUGUAAAAUUUAUGUUUAAAACACAAUUUGUUUAAAAUUAAGCAUAAUAAUUAUCACUUAUAUAUCAAAAUUUUUUUCUAUAAAAGAUUUUUAUUCGCUCAUCGAGGGUGGAUUUUUCUAAUGGUUUUUUUCGCUCACGGAGGGGGAGUGAGCAAAAUCGCCAAGAAUUAGAAGUUUAUGCAGAUAAAUUCGAGGCAAUGUUUGAUGACAUCCAAAACUAUGAGCUACCUGAUGAAUUAAUAGAUGAAAUUGAAGCUGCAUUCAAUGAGUUGUUGUGUUUAAAACAAGAAAAUAUUUUACUCAAAAAGCAAGCUCAACGACAGAGGGAAAUUCAAGAAAUCUUGAGAUUUAAAAAAGCAAAUGAAGAAAUCACACAGAGGAAAUCUAGAGGAAGCAAAGAAAACAAAAUUUUGAAAAAUACUGGAAAUCUGGGAAAUAAAGAAAAAUGGCAAAAAGUGAAGGAUGAAAAUAAAGAGGAAAAUAAGGAAAAUUUUAUACAGCAGGUAAAUUUUAUAUAGAAAAAUAAAGGAAAGAGUUCUUCUACUCCAAGAAAACCAAACUGCAUUAAUACUUCACCACAAAUAAUCUCUAUUUUGGGAGCUCAAAAUCAAUCAAAAGCUAAAGAAGAGAAUCUAGCUCAAGGCAUUAAAGUAAUUGAAAAAGAGAUAAAGCAGCCACUAAAUGAAAAUAUAGCUCCUGACACUAUUAAUUCAAGCCUAUGCCAAAAUGAAAAUAUUCAAAAUAAAAGUGUUUUAAUUUCAACCGUCCCUGCAUUACUAGAAAAUAAUUCAAACAGUACUCCUUUUCAAUCUAAUGUCGGAAAACCAAUCCUCCAGCCUUGCAAAAUUAUUGCUUCUCCACCACCGCCACCACCAAAUAUUAAAACAGCUGUUCAGCCUCCACCCCCUCCACCUUUGCCUUCAAAUACUCAGCCUAUUCUUAACACAAAUAAGAGCAUCCCCCCUCCACCUCCUCCCUGCCAAGCCUUUGCUCCCCGUUUCAAAACUUUAUUUUGGCCCAAAAUUAACGAAAAUACCACAGGAACUGUUUUUGAUUUUCCAAAGCCCCUAUCUGCCAAUUAUGACAUAUUAAAUAAAUUUCCUUAUGUUUUACCCAAAAAGAUUCCUACUCCCAGCUCUGCAAAAUCUAAGUCUCUUAUUUCCCACAAGAGAGAAAUCGCAAUCUCCUCUGCUUUAAGAGCAUUGAGCUUAGCUCCUGAUCAAAUAAUCAGAAAGUUAAUAACCUGCUCUGCUGAUUUGUGUGAAGACUAUGAGAAGUUAUCAAUUCUUUAUAGAGUUUUUCCUGAGGAUGCUGAACUUCUGCCUUUGAAACAUAUCAAAAUUAAUGAUGAAUCUCAAUACACUUCUUCAGAACUUUUUAUGAUCAAGCUUGCUGAAAUCCCAAAUUUAAAGCUUUUAGUAAACUCCAUUUAUUUCAAGUCCACAUUCUAUAUAACUAUAGAAGAUUUAAAACUUUGCUUGCAAAACUGAAGCAGUCUAUGCAUAAGACUACUUAACAAUUCUCGGCUAAAACAUUUUGUAAACUUAGUGCUAACACUUGGUAACGAAAUGAAUAAAAAUCAUCCAAAGUUUGGCUCAGCCAAAGGCUUUAAAAUUGAAUAUCUUAAUGAGCUUUUCUCUAUCAAAAGUGUAGAUUCUUUAUCGUUACUUGAGCUAUUAUCAGAACAGUUUAAAUCUGAAAAUAAUGGAAAUCCACAAAUUUUUUCUUCAGCAGAGCUUGCACUUUUGCAGGAAAUUUCUAAUGCAAGCUUCACAGCUCUCCAAUCAGCUCAUAUUGAUUUUUAUAAGCAAUUUAGAUCAUUAUCAAAUAUAAAAUUCAAUAAAGAAUUUGAUGAAAAUAUGGAAAAUUUUGUUAGUGAAGUCAUUGAAGACGUUGAAAACGAAAUGAAUAUAUAUGAAAAUUGUAUGGAAAAUGUGAAAAAAUGUCAUGAAUAUUUUUUAGAAAAGGAGGAAAAAGACGAAGAAGGCAGAUUGAUGAUGUUUAUAAAUUUGAAAAAAUUCAGUGAAAGCCAUAUUGAAAUUUGUAAGCAAAAGUGGAAUUAUGUAAGUAGAGAAAGCAAGAGACUUACAGUGCUGCCAAGUGGGAAAUUGUCGUUAAGAAGGGUAAGCAAAGUUAAUGGUAUGAAUAAUUAA